AGAGGCCGUGUCCCUGGCCAAGGUGCGCCUGUCCCCCAUGGACCCGGUGCUGGAGGACCUGUACAUGGAGUGGGGCCAGGUGCUCAUGAAGGACGGCCAGAUCGAGCAGGCCGCCAAAUGCUACCUGGCCAUGCGUCAGGUGCAGGAGGCGGGCAUGGUGCUGACCCGGCGCCAGGACCACGCCUCCCUCAAGACGGCCUGUCACAUGACCCUGAUAGCCAAUGAGCAGCACCCGCAGGGCAUGCUCUACGCCUUCCGCCUCUUCUCCCAGUACCUGGCCUCGGGCGACUGGAGCGAGGCCCACGCCUUCAUCGCGGAGCACGAGACGCUCAAGGUAUUACUUCCCUUGUUGUGUACCCACGAGCUCCUGGUCCAACAGCUGGCCUCCCUUUGUCCGGAGCUGACCUUGACCCAGAAGUCCAGCACCUCCGACCAUUUCUUCCUCAAGGAAAAGAAAGAGCCGGCCACAGGAAAAGUCGGCCCUCCUGAGUUCCUCCUGGACAAGUCAGAGAGGGACCCGGUGGUCCCGUGGGAGGCCCACUUGAUCGGUGAGCACAGCUUCCCUCACCACGUGCUACGUGCGUGGUACCGCGGCCUGGAUAUAGCGCGCUUGCUGCAGGAGCUGAACGCGACGUACAUGGCCAUCGUGCAAAUGGCUCCUCCUCAGCAGGGGGCUCCUGACACACCUACGGUUCUGGUUCAGGUGAGUGUGGAGCUGACCCUGUGCCUGCUGUCUCUCCUGACAGCGGAGACCACGUCGGCCGUGCUGCACCUCCUGCACUCCUUGGCCGCGCUGCACCAGGGUGGACACCUCAAGCUCCUGCAGGCCAUCUGUCGCCUCAUGCUGCCUCAGGGACCCAAGUACAUGCUGAAGCUGCAGCAAGAGUUCAACGCGUCCCGCGUCCUCAUCGCGAUGGAGAACAACGGCAAUGUGGACCAGGCUGGGGUCGAAGGUCACAACACUAUCAAGAAAUAUCUGACCGAUGUCAAGGAGGAUGGUCACAUCUCUACAGCAAGCCCGCGUUGUCGGGAGUUGGACUGUGUGCGAGCGUACUUCUACCUGGUAGUGCUGGAUUACCUCCGGGAAGAUCUGAACCUCUCGCACUCCGACAACGACAGCCUCGACGGGAUGCCAAACGGGCCGCUGUCUGGAGAAGCCUCUAGUGGGGGCAGUGAAGGUGGGGCGGUUUCCGACAUUGGGAAGGAGUCUGGCAGUUUGACCAGCAGUGAGGGUGGGGCAACAAAAGAAAAGUCUGUGUUGUCUUCUUCUCCCAAGAGUGGGGAUUCUAGUCCGGGUGCUGGUGGGGAGGUGAAGGAUGACGUGAAGUCGGCUCCGUGUGCUGCUUCUCCCGGUGUGGCUGGGAAGAAAUCUGAUUCGAGCUCUUCGACUCGCCCAAAGUUAAAGUGUGAUAGCCAAGAGGGUGUUGCCACUUCAGGUGAGAAAGUUGGAGAGAAGACAACGUCAUCUUCCUUGUCAAAGUCUGGGAGUAAGGACAAGGAGGAUUCAGAUCGGUCUCACCAGUUAGGUUCUCUCUCUUCGCCCACAGCCCCAAAGUCGUCGUCAGUUGACCCCCCUUCUGUGCUGCUGCCUCCAUUGGCAACGAAAGCUGUAAAGGGGAGCAGCAGAUCGCCCCCGUCGCCCUUAUCAUCUUCACCAUUGUCGCCACAUGCUGCGCCAAAAGCUUCAUCUACCUCAGCGUUGUCAUCCUCACCAACGUCAGCUGCUGCUGCUGCUGCCAUGCCCCCCAGGAGUCCUGGCUCCCUUCAUGGCGGUGACCCUCUGUCUGUGAUAAAAGGGAAUUCCCCGGUGUCUGAGAAUAGCAGCAAACUGUCUGCCACUGCAGCAUCCUCUUCUCCAUCGUCAUUAUCACCGCCAUUGUUAUCGCUAUCACCGAACACCUCUAGCACGGGAACAGCAUCAGCAACAUCACCGUCCGUAACCACGCGGGGUCAGAUCAGCUUCAGGAACCUGCUCCGUCUCUCUAAAGGAAUUCUCUGGGAUGUGCAGGCCAAGCGGGAAGCUCUGACCGAGACUCUGGGCUACAUUCAUCGCGCCAUCUCCCAGCACCUCCUGACCAACCGGACUUCUGUCUCCUCAGAAGAAGGUCCUGAGUCAGAAAGUUCCGGAAGCUCUUCCCGCAAAGACGGUGGGGCUCAUGGGGAAGAAGACGGCGGUUCUCAUCGUCCCCAGUUGUCCUCUGUCCCGGCGGCUGCUACGUCCCCUGUGCUCUCUGGCACCCCAGAUAUCCUGAAGGGUGCUCAUGUCGGUGCCACAGGACAGCCUGGCUCGGUCACUCCUCCGUCGACCACAACACCCACUUCCCUGUCACCGAGACUAGAGUUCGGUGGGUACAGAGGUCCCAUCCGCAGCCUUUCGGAGCCCAUGGCUCACAGCAACACCCCGACAAGCCCACUGGAAGGGAAGAUGGAGUCGAACGUUAUAGGAUUCCAAGUUGAGAAGGAGUUGCUGGGAUCUUUUACGGAUUACUUGUCCAGCUCUCAGAAGUCUCGAAAGAUCCUAUGGAUGGACAACCGAGGCUCUCCAGAGGACAUUGACUCAGGCCCUCUGAGCCCCAGUGGCUCGAUGGCGCGGGAUGCGGGAGGGGUGCCCGUUGAUUGGGAUGAAUUGCCGGUAGACGUCAAGUACUUUCAGCCUUAUGUGAGCCUAACCAUGCUGAAACAGGAGCAGGAAGCCUUGUCACAGGAGUUGAAGAGAGUUCCUGAUACUUCUAAGGCCCCGUUCCCCAGCUCACGAGCCAGUAUUAAAAAGCUGAUGGAGGUUUGUCUGCACUCGCCGCUGUUGUCCCCUCAAGAAAGGGCCGUCUACCACAAGCAGCUCAGCGACUGGGCAGUGCUCUUCUCAGUCACCUCGCAGCAAAAACUGGAGACGGACGAGUUUUUCUCGGCCGUAGUCGCCAAACUGGGCUCGAGCAGUUGAUGAUUGUGUGGUUGUAGUUUCUACUUUGUCGACAAUUACUAGUUUUUGUUGUUGUUUGUUGUUUUUUUUCAUUAUUGAAAACUGCCUGUUAUUUGGAAAAGGACUGAAAAUUCUGCCGACCAGCUGAGGGUAGUUUAUUUGAUAAAGCUAUCAGCCCUUUUUCUUAAUUCUGUUCCAAGUGGUUUAUGUUAAGAACUGCUUUGUGUAUAAUGACAUGACGUUGUUGUUUAUUUAUACUAUAAUGGAAUAGGGCUUUUUGUUAAAUCUUGUAUGUUUGUGUGUGGAGUUCGUUGUCUCAUGUUAGUGGACACUUUUCUGUACACUUAUUCUUUCACUUCUGUCAAAAAGGAAUACGGGUUUGCACCUGCAUGUUGAUGACUGUUGCUCUGCUGGUUCAUGAACUUGACCAAGGCAUUGAAGUUCGGGGUUCAUAUCUUAUCCUUUUAGGAAUAAUUGUCCCUGUGUGCCUGAUGUUUGACAGCGGGUCUUUGUUUUUCACCAUUGAAGGACAUUAAUGUGAGGAUGAUGAUGAUGAAGGUGAUCUGAGAAUGUGGCUAUCCAAAUUUAAAGUCAUAAGCAAGCAGAAGGACAGAAUCAGUGUCAAUUUUUUAAAAUAUCUCUACUUUUCUAAUGGGAAUAAAUUGUGGCCUUUUGCAUUUUUCCAAUUUCAAUGAGAUUUAUAAUUUCAUCUUCUAGUAUGGUGGGACUUGGAGGUAAAAGACAUAAAGUUGAUUCCAGGUGUGGGAGAUUUUAUCAAGGAUCUCAAUCUUUCUGCUCCGAUAUGGGAUCCCAACACACAUCUCGCCAGGAUCGAAGAGCCCUGCUCCCAAAUUUCCCAUAAUUCUGAAUUGUUGCAUCCCCUAGUAAGACCACACACCGACUGCUUUGUGUAAAACUGCCAUAUGCCAUUUUGAAAAGUGACUAUGAUGGCGGGUUCCAACUUCGAAAUGCCCUCAUGAUGUACUGUUGUCAAAAGAAAAGCAGGCUGGCAGUCCCUCAACUGUGUUUCUUACCCUGGUUCGAUCACACCCCAAGGUUUGGUGAGUCAGUCUCAAGGGUUUUGGUACAUACACUGCUUGUGUGUAUUUAUGUGUCCAUUCCGUUUACCCCAUCAUAGGGUUGGGUGAAUGCAUGUACGAAAACUUGAGGUGUUCAGUAACUCCAACUAGGUUGAGAACCACUGCCCUAAAAGUUUUCUUCUUUCUUCUGUCUUUUGUUGGAAUGUGGUGUCCUGUCUGUGAGAGAUGAGACUGGAACUGGAACUGAACAGUUCAUGAACUAUUCCAAAGUGCCGAAACUUGUUAUUUUCUUGGUGUUUGUUUCAGUGUCGUAGUUUUCUGUGUUUGUAUAAGAUGUUGAGAGUGUGAUUGACCCAACACUGUAGUCUGCUUGGGAUUGAUAUGACAUACUGCUUUGCUGUUAUGAAUUAUUUGUUGUCCGUUCAGUCGUCAAGGACUCAAAACAGCGUAGUCUCAAUGUGUCUAAAGACUGAUGUUCUCAGGGUAUGAGAAUUUUUGCUUUGAUCGGACAUGCUGUGCCUAAAUCAUUAGGACCCGUGGUGUAGUAGUUAGGGGCUUCGAUUCCCAAGUGGGGAGAAAUUUUUAUCGUGCAUCUUGAUCUUUCAGCUGGGAUGUUGUAUUCCUUUGAGCCUGGGUUGGCCCUGACACGCAGGAUCAGUAGCCCAUGUCUUAACCAUCAUCCUGCGGGAGCCGGGUUUAUGUCACCCGAUAAGCCUAUUUCGGCACCUCGCCUACGUUCUGGUCCCGAAUCA
Molecule: messenger RNA, 4709 nt
Organism: Aplysia californica (California sea hare)
Lineage: Eukaryota; Metazoa; Mollusca; Gastropoda; Aplysiida; Aplysiidae
Source: RefSeq, a predicted model, not a curated record